Homo sapiens (human) is the source of this 8705-nucleotide messenger RNA. RefSeq names its product DNA ligase 3 (gene LIG3). Gene Ontology annotation, biological process: mitochondrial DNA repair; DNA repair; negative regulation of DNA metabolic process. The transcript is spliced from 21 exons. The coding region runs from base 439 to 3468 and encodes 1009 amino acids. The record is from RefSeq and is a predicted model, not a curated record. Gene Ontology annotation, cellular component: mitochondrion; nucleus; nuclear lumen. Gene Ontology annotation, molecular function: DNA binding; ATP binding; DNA ligase activity. Lineage: Eukaryota; Metazoa; Chordata; Mammalia; Primates; Hominidae.
GGCUCGCGGCUCCCCGGGACCCCCACGGGGCCGCGUGAGGCGGGGAGGCCGGCGCCCGGGCUGUGUUCCCUGUGGAACCCACGGGGCCUUCUCGUACCCUGGCCCGGCGUGCGUCCUCCUGCGCUGAACCGGGAGCGCUCGGGUGGGACUCAGGGAGCCUUGAUCACUUCCCGCCUGCGUCCCGGACCCGGUGGAGGAGCGCUCCUUUCUGCCUCGCCGGGGGUCGCGGCCUACGCCGCCGACCCCACUGUCCCCGCCACUCUCCGACAGCGGCGCGGGAAGCCCUUCGAGAAAAGCGGCGGCGGCCAGGCCUCAGCGAUUUCCUUCUCGGGCCCCUGGGCUGCGGCAGUUGUGAGGAGAGCUCAGAACAGCCUCCCUCCCCCACAACCAGCGCAUUCAUGGAUUCCUUGUAAUUUUCCCAACUACCCUGUGAGCUAUAUGUCUUUGGCUUUCAAGAUCUUCUUUCCACAAACCCUCCGUGCACUCAGCCGAAAAGAACUGUGCCUAUUCCGAAAACAUCACUGGCGUGAUGUAAGACAAUUCAGCCAGUGGUCAGAAACAGAUCUGCUUCAUGGACAUCCCCUCUUCCUGAGAAGAAAGCCUGUUCUAUCAUUCCAGGGAAGCCAUCUAAGAUCACGUGCCACCUACCUUGUUUUCUUGCCAGGGUUGCAUGUGGGACUCUGCAGUGGCCCCUGUGAGAUGGCUGAGCAACGGUUCUGUGUGGACUAUGCCAAGCGUGGCACAGCUGGCUGCAAAAAAUGCAAGGAAAAGAUUGUGAAGGGCGUAUGCCGAAUUGGCAAAGUGGUGCCCAAUCCCUUCUCAGAGUCUGGGGGUGAUAUGAAAGAGUGGUACCACAUUAAAUGCAUGUUUGAGAAACUAGAGCGGGCCCGGGCCACCACAAAAAAAAUCGAGGACCUCACAGAGCUGGAAGGCUGGGAAGAGCUGGAAGAUAAUGAGAAGGAACAGAUAACCCAGCACAUUGCAGAUCUGUCUUCUAAGGCAGCAGGUACACCAAAGAAGAAAGCUGUUGUCCAGGCUAAGUUGACAACCACUGGCCAGGUGACUUCUCCAGUGAAAGGCGCCUCAUUUGUCACCAGUACCAAUCCCCGGAAAUUUUCUGGCUUUUCAGCCAAGCCCAACAACUCUGGGGAAGCCCCCUCGAGCCCCACCCCUAAGAGAAGUCUGUCUUCAAGCAAAUGUGACCCCAGGCAUAAGGACUGUCUGCUACGGGAGUUUCGAAAGUUAUGCGCCAUGGUGGCCGAUAAUCCUAGCUACAACACGAAGACCCAGAUCAUCCAGGACUUCCUUCGGAAAGGCUCAGCAGGAGAUGGUUUCCACGGUGAUGUGUACCUAACAGUGAAGCUGCUGCUGCCAGGAGUCAUUAAGACUGUUUACAACUUGAACGAUAAGCAGAUUGUGAAGCUUUUCAGUCGCAUUUUUAACUGCAACCCAGAUGAUAUGGCACGGGACCUAGAGCAGGGUGACGUGUCAGAGACAAUCAGAGUCUUCUUUGAGCAGAGCAAGUCUUUCCCCCCAGCUGCCAAGAGCCUCCUUACCAUCCAGGAAGUGGAUGAGUUCCUUCUGCGGCUGUCCAAGCUCACCAAGGAGGAUGAGCAGCAACAGGCCCUACAGGACAUUGCCUCCAGGUGUACAGCCAAUGACCUUAAAUGCAUCAUCAGGUUGAUCAAACAUGAUCUGAAGAUGAACUCAGGUGCAAAACAUGUGUUAGACGCCCUUGACCCCAAUGCCUAUGAAGCCUUCAAAGCCUCGCGCAACCUGCAGGAUGUGGUGGAGCGGGUCCUUCACAACGCGCAGGAGGUGGAGAAGGAGCCGGGCCAGAGACGAGCUCUGAGCGUCCAGGCCUCGCUGAUGACACCUGUGCAGCCCAUGUUGGCGGAGGCCUGCAAGUCCGUUGAGUAUGCAAUGAAGAAAUGUCCCAAUGGCAUGUUCUCUGAGAUCAAGUACGAUGGAGAGCGAGUCCAGGUGCAUAAGAAUGGAGACCACUUCAGCUACUUCAGCCGCAGUCUCAAGCCCGUCCUUCCUCACAAGGUGGCCCACUUUAAGGACUACAUUCCCCAGGCUUUUCCUGGGGGCCACAGCAUGAUCUUGGAUUCUGAAGUGCUUCUGAUUGACAACAAGACAGGCAAACCACUGCCCUUUGGGACUCUGGGAGUACACAAGAAAGCAGCCUUCCAGGAUGCUAAUGUCUGCCUGUUUGUUUUUGAUUGUAUCUACUUUAAUGAUGUCAGCUUGAUGGACAGACCUCUGUGUGAGCGGCGGAAGUUUCUUCAUGACAACAUGGUUGAAAUUCCAAACCGGAUCAUGUUCUCAGAAAUGAAGCGAGUCACAAAAGCUUUGGACUUGGCUGACAUGAUAACCCGGGUGAUCCAGGAGGGAUUGGAGGGGCUGGUGCUGAAGGAUGUGAAGGGUACAUAUGAGCCUGGGAAGCGGCACUGGCUGAAAGUGAAGAAAGACUAUUUGAACGAGGGGGCCAUGGCCGACACAGCUGACCUGGUGGUCCUUGGAGCCUUCUAUGGGCAAGGGAGCAAAGGCGGCAUGAUGUCAAUCUUCCUCAUGGGCUGCUACGACCCUGGCAGCCAGAAGUGGUGCACAGUCACCAAGUGUGCAGGAGGCCAUGAUGAUGCCACGCUUGCCCGCCUGCAGAAUGAACUAGACAUGGUGAAGAUCAGCAAGGACCCCAGCAAAAUACCCAGCUGGUUGAAGGUCAACAAGAUCUACUAUCCUGACUUCAUCGUCCCAGACCCAAAGAAAGCUGCCGUGUGGGAGAUCACAGGGGCUGAAUUCUCCAAAUCGGAGGCUCAUACAGCUGACGGGAUCUCCAUCCGAUUCCCUCGCUGCACCCGAAUCCGAGAUGAUAAGGACUGGAAAUCUGCCACUAACCUUCCCCAACUCAAGGAACUGUACCAGUUGUCCAAGGAGAAGGCAGACUUCACUGUAGUGGCUGGAGAUGAGGGGAGCUCCACUACAGGGGGUAGCAGUGAAGAGAAUAAGGGUCCCUCAGGGUCUGCUGUGUCCCGCAAGGCCCCCAGCAAGCCCUCAGCCAGUACCAAGAAAGCAGAAGGGAAGCUGAGUAACUCCAACAGCAAAGAUGGCAACAUGCAGACUGCAAAGCCUUCCGCUAUGAAGGUGGGGGAGAAGCUGGCCACAAAGUCUUCUCCAGUGAAAGUAGGGGAGAAGCGGAAAGCUGCUGAUGAGACGCUGUGCCAAACAAAGGUAUUGCUGGACAUCUUCACUGGGGUGCGGCUUUACUUGCCACCCUCCACACCAGACUUCAGCCGUCUCAGACGCUACUUUGUGGCAUUCGACGGGGACCUGGUACAGGAAUUUGAUAUGACUUCAGCCACGCACGUGCUGGGUAGCAGGGACAAGAACCCUGCGGCCCAGCAGGUCUCCCCAGAGUGGAUUUGGGCAUGUAUCCGGAAACGGAGACUGGUAGCUCCCUGCUAGGUUUGCUGUCUUCCCUCUCCCUCAGGCCAUACUCUCCUUUACCAUACUACUGGACUGGACUCAGGCUGGAGGCAGAUAGACACAGUAUAGGGGGAAUGGGCUUGCUUCUCCCAAACCCACCAGUUCUCCACUGUCUCUUCUGGACCAGGAAUUAGUUGCUGUGGGUGCCACAGCUGAAGUCAGUUUGUCUUGCUGGUUUAAAUAGAUCUUUCAGAGCUGGGUGCUGGGUUUGCCAUCUUUUUGUUUUCUUUGAAAAGCAGCUUAGUUACCCUUUUUAUAAAUAAAAUAUCUUGCAGUUAUCUUUGUCCUUUCCCCACCUACACCCCCAAUAAUUUCCCUAGAGAUUAAGGAGUAAAGGCUGGGCUAUGGCAGCUCUGUCCACAAAGCCUUCUCUCCCAUCCUUGCCUGUUCCUUUGUACUUCCAGGCUCAUUUUAAAGUUGUAUUUAAAGGACUGCCCUCGGAAAUGCUUCUGUUUAGCGGAACUUGUAUUCAGCCUGACACGCUUUGCCAGGAACAAACCUCAUGUGAAAGAAAACAAAAUGAAUUUUUUUACUUUCUUCUCUGUGUUCUCCUAUUACAUGGUGAGGAUCCCCAGUUUGAAGGGAGGGGACUAGGGUCAGGUAGGAAAAUGGGGCCUUUAUGAAGAAAGGGGAGGUUAUUUGGGCCACUCCUCUGGAGGGAUAGAGGGCUCCAGGAAGAUCUGCAUCCCCAAAACCUGGAAACAAGACUGUUCUUUAAGAAUAAAAAUCCACAUGGGGCUUGAGGCCAAGAACAGCCCUUGUUGCCACCAACAUGGAGACUUUGUACCAUAUCCCAUUCUUAGUGCUCGAGUGUUCCAACCUGAAGUUGAAGAAGCCACCCUGGCUGCACAUGCCAUCAGCCAUGACUGUGUAUGCUCUGGUGGUGGUGUCUUACUUCCUCAUGACUGGAGGAAUAAUUAUAUGAUAUUGUUGAACCCCCAAGUAUUGGCUGAUGAACGUGGGCAUCAGAGGCCAGUAGCUUUCUUGGCCUACAAAGUAAAUGGACAGUAUAUUAUGGAAGGAUUUGCAUCCAGCUUCCUGUUUACAAUGGGAGGUUUAGGUUUCAUAAUGCUGGACCAGUCGAAUGCACCAAAUAUCCCAAAACUCAAUCGAUUUUUUUUCUUCUAUUCAUUGGAUUCGUCUGUGUCCUACUGAGUUUUUUCAUGGCUGGAGUAUUCAUGUGAAUGAAACUGCCGGGCUAUCUGAUGGGUUAGAGCGCCUUUAAGAAGAAAUCAGUGGAUACUGGAUUUGCUCCUGUCAAUGAAGUUCUAAAGGCUGUACCAAUCCUCCAAUAUGAAAUGUGGGAAAGAAUGAAGAGCAGCAGUAAAAGAAAUACCUAGCGAAAAAAACAGGAAGCAUAUUGAAGCUCGGACUAGAAUUUCUUCUUGGUAUCAGAGAGACAAGUUUAUCACAGUAUUUUUUUUUUUCCUGCUGACCUAUUGAUAAUACCAACAAUGUUGAGUGGCAUUUUCUUCUUAGUUUUUAAUUUCUUAAAGAAAAUAUACUCCAUAUCUGCAGGGAAAAAAAUAAAAAUCCACACCUGAGAACAGAUCCAUACAACCUGCUUACAAAGAACAGCUCCUGUGCUACCUGAGGCUGAUUUAUUUGAAGAACAAAAGGAAGAGAGACAAUUUAGUGUAGACAAGUGCUAUUCAAUAGAACUUUUUGCAGCAGUGGAAAUAUCCAUAAAUCUGCAGUAUCCAACCAAACUAGCCACAGACAGCUGCUGAGCAAUUGAAAUGAAGCUGGCACAACUAAGGAACUGAAGUUCUUAUUUUAAUUCAACUUCAAAUGGUCACAUGUCACUAGUGACUACCACACUGGACAGUGCAGGUGUAGACGGAGUUCAGAUCAGACUCCUGAAACUUAAUGGCUCUAACCUUAGGCAAGUUACGUUAACAUCUAAGCCUCAAUCCCUCCAAGUAGAAUGGGUGCACCUAAAUCAUAGGGUUGUCCUGUUGUCCUGAGCAACAUUAUGUAAAGCACUUAGCCCAGAGCCUAGCACAUAGUUAUCUAGAGUUGGGAACGUCACUCCUGGUGUGCAUGUCCAGACCCUACCCGGGAGAAGGGCCUAACCUAUGACUUUAGAACCCUCAGUUGCAGGUGUGCAUGUUCCAGCCAACACUCCACUCUGAGUGCAGGCUCAUCAGGACACCAUAUGGUUGUAAACUGGCUGCCAUGUCCCAAUCCUUCCAGCUCUUGAGGGUCAGUUCUCACCUUAUGAACAAAUUAACAGGCUCUGGACCUAUAAGAUCAAGGACCACUGCGCCCCCUGGCCACCCCACCGCCCCCCCCCAACUUUGAUCUGAUUGACUUUGGCUUCCACCUACUGUUUAAAAUGUGUAUGUUGGGGGAGUAGGGACAGCACGGGGGAGGGGUUUACUUUCCUGACUCUAGCCCAGGACAUUUGGUGUUUUUGAAUAGGCACCAUUCAGCCUUGCUUCAGUAUUAGGAAUAAGAUACUUUUUAUUCCAUCCUCUAUGGAGACAAAAAGCUGCUCCUCCUUUGAGUACUGACCUACAUAGAUUUCCAUUUCUCUCUUCAGCCUCAGGCCAAACAAACAACCGGACAGGGCAGCAGAACAAGGCUGUCUCCUCAGGAUCCUGCCAAAGGCACUGUCCUCUCCAACCUGGACCCAGCCCCACUUGCCCUUAUUGGUUGCUUACACCCAGAGUGCACACUCACAGGAAAGGGCCUCUGCUGGCUGCAGGUGAUCAUCUUGUCCCUUCUCUGCCUUAGUGUGUGUUAUUGCCAUUUCAAUGUCAGUGGUUUUUUAUGUAUUUUCUUCCAGUCUUUGCUGCUGAGAUCUGACUGUAUAUACUAUUUUGUAUCCUUUCAUGUAUUUCUUUCAUGUAUUUCAAUGCAGCCCUCAACAUCAUCAUCAUAAAUCUCUCCAGCAGAAUGCUGGAGGCCUCCCUCUUCUGAACCUCUACAUGCUGCUGGCUGGCAUCAAGCAGAGGUCAUCACUGGGUGCUGAACAGGUCAGCUCCCUAGGGCAAUGUGAGCAAAGUGUUGUGGCUCAUCCUCGAUCCUUUAUGCCCUUUUGGCAAGAUUCCUUUCUCUUCUCAGUCACAGCAGAUGGACACAUAAUCUUGUUCUCCCAGGGGCUGCAUUCUCAGUAGUCUUUUCCCUGCUCCUUGGGCGCCUGGUCAGGGAGGUUUGUACAAGCCUGCGCACACACAGCAGUCUGUCACGAGGCUGGGCCAACCUUUUUUUUUUUUUUAAACAGACUCUUGCUCUGUCAUUCAGGCUGGAGUGCAGUGGUGCAAUCUCAGCUCACUGCAACCUCUGCUUCCCGGGUUCACAAGCAAUUCUCAUGCCUCAGCCUCCCAAGUGGCUAAGACUUAACAAACAGGCACACACCAUCACUCGCAGCUAAGUUUUUGUAUUUUUAGUAGAGACCACGUUUCGCCAUGUUGUCCAGACUGGUCUCAAACUCCUGGCCUCGAGUCAUCCACGCACCUCAGCCUCCCAAAGUGCUGGGAUUACAGGCGUGAGCCAUGGCGCCCAGCCUGGGCCAACCUUUUCUGAGCCAUAGUCCAGCUGUACUACAGCUGUAUCCAAAAGGUACCAUGUAUCUCCCAGGGUAACCUGAAGACCUAACUGGGCAUACUAACUGUCCUCAGAUUUCAGUUCUUUAAGGCCCAUCUCUUCUAGAUCAGUGUAAAUAUCUGAACUCACUUGGUGCUUCAACCCAAUUGGUCUUGGGAUUCAUCCUUUACCUACCCAGCUCUCAUUCUCUUCUAGGUUGUUCCAUGGCCUCUUCCAUAUAUUACAUUUGUGGUCUUGAGCAAGUUAGUUAGUUACAACAACACUGAGCAUCUUGACCAAGGUCACUUGGCCCAACCACAGGCUAAUCCCAGGCCAUGUGCACAUCCCAGGAUUAGCUUGUGGUUUAUCAGUUGUCAAUUUUUUUUUUUUUUUAAUACAGGGUCUCACUCUGUCACCCUGGCUGGAGUGCGGUGGCGAUCAGAGCUCACUGCAGCUUCAAUCUCCUGGCUCAAGUGAUCCUCCCACCUCAGCCUUCCAAGUAGUUGGGACUACCCACAUGCACCACCAUGCACGGCUAAUUUUUUGGUUUUUUUGGGUUUUUUGUUUGUGUUUUUUUUUGUUUUGUUUUUUGAGACAGAGUCUCGCUCUUUCGCCCAGGCCGGACUGCAGUGGCGCAAUCUUGGCUCACUGCAAGCUCCGCCUCCCGGGUUCACACCAUUCUCCUGCCUCAGCCUCCCGAGUAGCUGGGACUACAGGCACCCGCCACCACGCCUGGCUAAUUUUUUGUAUUUUUAGUAGAGACGGGGUUUCACCGUGUUAGCCAGGGUGGUCUCGAUCUCCUGACCUCGUGAUCUGCCCGCCUCAGCCUCCCAAAGUGCUGGGAUUACAGGCGUGAGCCACCGCACCCGGCCCUUGUUUGUUUUUUUAAGUAGAGACAAGGUCUCACUACAUUGCCCAGGUUGGUCUCAAACUCCUGAGCUCAAGCAGUCUUCCCACCUUGGCCUCCUAAAGUGUGGAAAUUAUAGCAUGAACCACUGUCAGGCUCUUUUGUCAGUCCUAUCAACCUCUAACAUCCUCGCACCAGACAGGACAGGUGUCUGUAUUGAAACUUUAUUACAAAAUUAUAAAGCAGAGCUCUGUAACAAAAUAAUACACAUUUGGGUUUGCUUUAACCUCCAAGUAAGUCUGAGAAAAUCUUAAUAAAAGCCACUUGAAGUAACAAUUCACAUCCAAGAGAUUUCCACAAAUUUAUACAAUGUAUAUUGAGCACUAGUUCCUGUACAGCUUAUUCUUAUUAGUUUGGAUCCAACUAUUCCAAUGUAUUAUGAACCAGUCAGCUAUCUGUCUUUUGAAACAAGUCUUAACUGAAAUCUCAGAGUAAUCAGCAAAAGCUACGGAAUAAUUCUAAGAAUUAGAUGUUUCCAUAUCAUUAAAACCAAGGAUCCAUGAGGGGCAGAAGGGAGGAUUCAAAGAUUUAAAAAAAAUCAAAUUUUAGACCUUGGUUAAAUAUUAACUGGAAUGGGAUCUUGGAACUCCCAACUUUAAUUUGGUGUAAUAAAAAUGAUGCAAAAAAAAAAAAAAUCAGGGUUGUUUGACACCUUUUUUCCUAAAGGGAAACCUUCACCAAAAGGGGAUAAAAGAUUUAAAGGCAAAAUGAGUAAACAACCUCAGUUUUAAUUCUUACUGAGGUUACUAACCAGCUAUCAGUAUAUUAUUUUCGAUUU